UCACCUUUUCUUUUAUCUUUUUGUAUCACCAAAUCCAAAACCCACCCAUUUUAGGGCUCCCAAUCCUCUGAUUAUUUUUCAGGUGGAGGCUCCUCUUCCAUUUGACGCUCAGUUUUGCACAUACCCUUUGAAUCAGUGAAAUUGGUUCUUCCAAUGCAAAUUAAUGGCAAAAGUGGAAAGCCCACAAGUUACAAGAACAACAACUAGAUCUUAUUCUGCUUCCAACGAUGCUAUUGAAUCAACAAAACCCAUUGAACCCUACAAGCCAACACUCAAUGACCUCGGAUUCAGACAACAACCCCUUAGCUUCGAGGAUCUCUUGUCUUGUCUUCCCGGUAGACGCACUCAAGUUCUUGAGCUUUUACGCCUUUUGGGUCCCUUGAAUUCCCCCAUGUUUCCAAUUUUGAUCUAUGGAGGUCCUUCUACUGGGAAAACCAGUGUUAUUCUCCAGGUAUUCAGGCAUCUAAACCGCCCUUUCGUCUAUUCAAGUUGUGUAACAUGCUAUAGUCCUAGGAUCUUGUUUGAGUCCAUAUUGAACCAGUUGUUGUUUCAUAGGAAGAAUUCAGGAAAUAGUUAUUCUAGCAUAAAGCGAUGUGAGAAGCCAUCUGAUUUUGUUAAUUAUCUCCGUGAAGCCUUGGAGAGUGUGAUAAAAAAUCUCAAGGGGAAUUCAGGGAAAUUGAGUUCUAAGGUGAGUGGACAGCCUAAUGGAACAAUGAUUUACUUGGUUUUUGAUCAUUUGGAGCGUGUUCGCAAAUGGGAUAAAAGUUCCACCAUAUUACCUUUUUUAUUUAAUCUUUUUGACAUUUUAAAGAUGCCUGAGGUGGGCUUGAUCUUUAUUAGCAACACUUCACCUGAUACAUACUACUUCAAUAUGGGUUAUGUGGAGCCUAUCCCUCUUUGUUUUCCUGACUACACAGAAGACGAUCUUCGUCAAAUUUUUAUGGCUAAUCAAACCAACCGCAAGUUGUAUUCCUCCUUUCUUGAUGUUGUGCUAAGACCUUUCUGUAGAGUUACCAGACGAGUAGACGAAUUGUCUGCAGUCUUUUCAUCAUUAUUUAAAAAGUAUUCUCAACCCUUAAGUGAUAUGGGAGUUGCACCCAAUGAAGACAUGAAGAGAAGGUUGUUUAGUCAUCUCCAGCCACAUAUCGCUUCCGCUUUGAAUGAAACUUUCCUGUCUCCAUCUUGGCCUCUUCUCAAAGAUGAAGCCAACAGGGAGACAAAGAAAAAAGGCAGUUCGAGGAUGUCAAGAAUUCAUGAAGAUUUUGAUAAAAUAGAUUUUCAUAUGUCUACUUCUGCGAAGUAUCUUCUUAUUUCAGCUUUCCUCGCUUCAAGAAACCCAGCUACUCUUGAUGCAUCAUUAUUUGAUUCAACUGGGGUUUCGGAUAGUCGCAAACGAAAGAGGAAGCCCUCUGAAAAAUCAUUGGAGCAAAAGGAAAUGACAGAGCUGGAAUUGCUUAUGAAAGGUCCUGGAACUUUUCCAUUGGAGAGAUUAUUAGCCAUAUUUCAGUGUAUAACGUCUUUAGCAGAAGAUUCGCUUGAUGAAGAAGAAAGUCAUGAACUAACAAUUGAAGGAGGGAGCAGUGGACUCAUGUCUGAUGUUCUCUUGCAACUUUCCAGUCUAUGCAAUGCUAAUUUUAUCAUUAAAGGAGGAAGCUGUCCCUUAGAGGGGUCAACUCGAUAUCGUACUGCAGUGAGUGAAGAUUUAGCUUUGAAGGUGGCAAGGAGCCUUAAGUUCCCUUUGUCAAAAUAUUUGUACAGGAGAUGAUCUGUGAUACAAAGAGAUGCUGUCAUCCUCUUUUUACUUUCAAUGUCAACUGAUUACAGAGGGGUAUCUGGAAAUAUGAAGGUGAUAGUUCUCGUUUAACAUGCUUCUACUGCGAAAGCCUGUGUGUCAAUAUCAAGUUUUGUUAACAUAACGUCAGUGGCACUGAAGUAAUGAAUUGGCAAUUGUAGUCCAUCACAGUCUGAACAGUCUAAUUGUAUCUUGCUACUAGUUUUCUGUAUUACCUUCAUGAAAUUUAUUUAUAUUCAGGGAUUUAACAUGCA
Messenger RNA from Theobroma cacao (cacao), 2046 nucleotides. RefSeq names its product origin recognition complex protein 5 (gene ORC5). Gene Ontology annotation, molecular function: DNA replication origin binding. Gene Ontology annotation, cellular component: nucleus; nuclear origin of replication recognition complex. Gene Ontology annotation, biological process: DNA replication; DNA replication initiation. NCBI's taxonomy places the organism in Eukaryota, Viridiplantae, Streptophyta, Magnoliopsida, Malvales, Malvaceae. The record is from RefSeq and is a predicted model, not a curated record.